AAUGGUAACAAAGGGAGGAUGGUGAAGCCUUCCUUUAUUCCAUAAUCCUGUUUGCUUUUCUGGAAAUCGGCUAUAGCCUCAGAAUCACUGACUCAAUUUUUGGAUCCCAUUCUCAUGACAAAGCGGCUGUCUGGUUUAAAACAAGCCCAUUAUAAAAAGGGCACCUCGGAUCCUGGCUGUUUGUAACAGCUGCUGACAUUCCUCCGGCACAGGGGAGCUUGGCUGGAACGGAAAAUGUCCAGAGCUGGAACCAAGGUCACCUUCUAUGAAGACAAGAACUUCCUGGGCCGUUACUACGAGUGUGACAGCGACUGCCCCGAUUUCCACACCUACCUGAGCCGCUGCAACUCCAUCCGUGUGGAUGGAGGCACCUGGGUGGCCUACGAGAGACCCAACUAUGCUGGGAACAUGUAUGUGCUGACCCACGGGGAGUAUCCCGACUAUCACCACUGGAUGGGCCUCAACGACCGCCUGGGCUCCUGCAAAUACAUCCAGAUCCCAAGUGGAGGCCGAGGCCACAUCCAGGUGUUCGAGAAGGGAGAUUUCGGCGGGCAGAUGUUCGAAGCCACCGAAGACUGCCCCUCCAUCAUGGAGGAGUGGCACAUGCGUGAGGUGCACGCCUGCAGGGUGCUGGAGGGCGUCUGGGUGUUCUACGAGCAUCCCAACUACCGGGGCCGGCAGUACGUGCUGCCCAAGGGGGAGUACCGCAAGCCCGUGGAGUGGGGAGCGGCCAGCCCCGCCGUCCAGUCCUUCCGCAGCAUCUCCGAGUGA
Molecule: messenger RNA, 771 nt
Organism: Sturnus vulgaris (Common starling)
Lineage: Eukaryota; Metazoa; Chordata; Aves; Passeriformes; Sturnidae
Gene: CRYGS
Product: crystallin gamma S
Biological process (GO): visual perception; lens development in camera-type eye
Molecular function (GO): structural constituent of eye lens
Source: RefSeq, a predicted model, not a curated record